AUGAAAUAAUAAUGGAAUGAUAUUAAUGAAGAUGUAAAUCUGAUAACCAUACAAAAAUCAAAAUUUAAACAGACCAAUCCUAUUUAAAUCUGUAUAGAUAUUUAAUACUAAUGAGAUUAUUAGUUCUAUGAUCAUGAAGGAUUGCUACUUAAAGACAAGAUAAUCUAUAGAGGAAUACUUCGUAAUUACACUUUUGUUUUAUAACGAAAAGAUAAAAAUGAAUUCAUUCUAGACUUUAAUCAAUAUCCAAUUAGUAUUCAUUAUAUUAUAUAUUAGAAUUAUCCAUAUUAUCUAAUGAUGUCUUUUAAUUAUCAGUGUUUAGUCAUUAGUUUUAGUUCUAAUCUCUAACUAAUAGUAAAUAAUGGAUUCUCUCACUUAAUUAUUACAUAAAUACAUCAAAACCUUAAUGUUUUCAACAUCCUUUACCUAAUUUUUACCUUUAACAUUAAAUACCUUUUGAUAUAUUUGAGAAGAGAGCAGAAACCCUAGAUUUAUUAUUGUUUAAAAAUAAAUCAAUAGCAUGUUAAUUUUAAAGAUUCAUAACUAAUAGUGAAUAUGGUAAAUAUCAAUAAAAUUAUUUAGAUCAUGUUGCUCUUGUUUUAAGAAAUAAUAAAAAUGUAUUACAUGUUUUUGAAGCUAAUAGUGAUGAUGGAGUUUGUAUAUAUACUUGGGAUGCAUUAAUGUAGAGUAAAUUUUAAGAUCAUGUAACACAAAUUAGUUUUAGAUAAUUAUAUACUAAAAGGGAUAUGACAUUGUUAAUAAAAUUAUAAGAUUUUGUUUAUAAGAAUCAUGGUAAAAAAUAUUCAGCAAAUAUUAUGAAACUUUGUAAAAAAAGGUCAAUUACAGGAGUUGAAAAGGAAAAUUACUUUUGUUCUGAAUUAGUAGCUGCUUGUUAUAAACAUUUAGGAAUUAUGGAAAAUGAUAUUUCAUCUUGCCAAUUUUGGCCAAGUAUUUAAUUAUAGUUUAUAAAUCUAGAGGAUUUUGCAGGAAAUGUUAAAUUAGCCAAUGCUGAAUUAAGCCAUGAGAUUAUUAUUUAUUAAUGA
Paramecium pentaurelia is the source of this 1043-nucleotide messenger RNA. NCBI's taxonomy places the organism in Eukaryota, Ciliophora, Oligohymenophorea, Peniculida, Parameciidae. The record is from the annotation of a GenBank genome assembly.